This is a messenger RNA of Fomitopsis serialis, 445 nucleotides long. RefSeq lists its product as uncharacterized. The transcript has a single exon. The record is from RefSeq and is a predicted model, not a curated record. The coding region runs from base 114 to 371 and encodes 85 amino acids. NCBI's taxonomy places the organism in Eukaryota, Fungi, Basidiomycota, Agaricomycetes, Polyporales, Fomitopsidaceae.
UCGUCAGUGAUUAUGAUCGAGAAUUUCGACCUCCUUUGGGCCCAGGGUCAUCGUCCAGGAGCCGCGGAAGCUCUCUGGAUCAGAACCCUGCAGCUGAAUUGGAGCCUCACACAAUGGUAUUGCUUCUGCUGCGUCUACCUUGCGCUUGCUUGCACCAGUGCGGCGCGGAAGAUUGCCGAGCAGAGUCGCGACAGAGAGCGGAAUCUACGCUGCUAUCGCUCGCCUUGAUUUACGACAGGAAGGGGGCACUAUGUCGUGAGCGCUUGAGCUCCGAGUCGUGUGUACCGCAGAUACUUAGCGAUGACGACCUGGACGAUGGAGCCAUCCCGUGUUACACAUCCCUCGUUGGGCACACCCGUGUCCGCAAGUAAGGGCAAAGCGCGAGAUGAUCAGCCAGCUCCUGCGGGUAUGUUACAUACCUCUACUUACUGGAGUCGCUUGGUAU